Fusarium proliferatum ET1 is the source of this 996-nucleotide messenger RNA. RefSeq lists its product as uncharacterized. Lineage: Eukaryota; Fungi; Ascomycota; Sordariomycetes; Hypocreales; Nectriaceae. The transcript has a single exon. The record is from RefSeq and is a predicted model, not a curated record. The coding region runs from base 1 to 996 and encodes 331 amino acids.
AUGCCCCCAUCUACGCGACUGCAAGAAGCUAUCAUGUUCCAGGCACUCGCUCCACUUCCUCCUCCCCCACCUCAGCCAACCUUCACCUGCUUCAAAAACAUGCCGCCUGAGCUAAGAAGGAUGGUAUGGGAUAUGACUCUCCCAGACCCUCAAGUCUACUGUCUCAAGCCUUCGCGCAAGCAGAACGACAGAUGGCUUCGAAUCAAGGCACCUCCGCUCCCAGUUGCUCUCAUGGUCAGCGAAGAAUCACGAAACCAAGCCCAGCUCCGGCUCAAACGCUACACCAUCUCGACGGAUCCAUUGGAGCCUUCCGAUACCCAGCAGUAUGGAUACUUCAAUCCCAGAACCGAUGUCUUGCAUUUGCCCUUUUGGAGUAGUCAGCGCAGGUUGGGCAGGUUCCCAUUUGAGAAAUUCUCUUUUCAUCUUGAUGUCACCCAGUCUGAACGUAUCACUACGAUUAUCAUGCCGAACCUUGAUAUUCGCCUAAAGUAUGCAGAGAAGUUCCCCGACAUAUUCAUGGUAAUGCAGGAUGAAAUGAAUGGGUUCAAAAGGCACAAAUCUUGCAACACAUGGAUCCCUGUCGGGAUGCCAGUCAUCCAUCGGCCUUGGAACAACGCUUUUCUCCAGGGUCUGCUUGAUCACCGUCGCUUCCACGAGGGCAUUAAGAGCUGGUCCCCAGCCGUAUCGGCCAUGCUAUCGGAAACCCGUGAGGGCCAUCCCACUGCAACCAUCACUGCUAUGCCGCUUGCCUGUGCAUGCCCAGGCGUCGUCGACAGAAUGGUCGCCAAGGUCGACAUGGCAAUCGGAGAGCAGCAGCGAAAGACGAGAAAGGAGGAUAAAAAGGCGCAGAGAGUGAAGGCCACAAAAGAGAGACGGGAGAGAGCGGCUCUCAAGAAGUCAUUGGCGAGACAGGAGAGAGAAGAAGCGGCCAAGGCCAGUGGGGAGAAGAUCAGGCUCCGCACGAGACAGGCAAGACGCUUUCAAGUCAGUGACUAA